Messenger RNA from Sphenostylis stenocarpa, 303 nucleotides. Lineage: Eukaryota; Viridiplantae; Streptophyta; Magnoliopsida; Fabales; Fabaceae. The record is from the annotation of a GenBank genome assembly.
AUGCUACAAAAUCUCUUAUCAUCAUUUGCAAAAUUGGAGUGGUUUCGCAAGUGUCGAGUGAGUGAAGGAGGCACAUCUACGUCCAAAGGUUUGACUAAGUUCUACGCCGACAAGAGGGAACCAUGUGUGUUCCUCAGAAAAGUUUUGACAAUAACCACAAGCUUGGGUUGUUUUGGUUCUUCCAAAGUGUUUUUCUCUGUUUUUUGGCUGUUGGACCUUGUCGGCACCUCCUUGUCUUUCUUCCUGCACCAAAAGUCCCUUAGGUUUAUGCAUUUUGUUGAGUUUGUGAAGGUGGCAGAGUAA